GCAUCAUCAAUCCUUGUGAAAGUAUGCAUGCUAAUCUCCUUUGUCUUGUAUGUUCAGCAGGUUUUUUCAUCCUCAAAUACCUCAGAAGCUGCUGCUCUUCUGAAAUGGAAAAACACCCUUCAAAGCGAAACCCAGUCCCGACUAUCUUCAUGGACUUUCCAUCCAAGUAGUCAAACUAAUUCUUCUGCAAAUCGAAGCCUGAGUACAAUUCCAUGCACCUGGUUUGGUAUUUCUUGCGACCCUGCUGGAAGUGUCAUCCAAAUUAGGCUAACCAGCUUUGGUUUACAAGGUACGCUUCAUGGAUUGUCUUUUUCGUCUUUCUCAAAUCUUGCACAUAUUAACCUCUCUGUGAACGCUCUCUUUGGGACCAUUCCGCAUCAAAUUAAGUAUCUUUCCAAACUCAUUUUUCUUGAUUUGUCUCGUAACUUCUUGUCUGGAGAAAUCCCACCAGAAAUUGGCCUCCUUGCAAAUCUUAAAUACCUCAGCCUUUUUGAAAAUCAGUUAAAUGGCUCGAUUCCUAAAGACAUCGGUCACCUAAACUCUCUAACUGGCCUUUUUCUUUACAAAAAUCAUUUGGAUGGUUUCAUUCCAACUUCUUUAUGCAACUUGGGAAAUCUUACAUUGUUGUAUCUCUACAAGAACCAACUUUCUGGACCCAUUCCAAAAGAUAUAGGUCACUUAACUUCUUUAAUUGAUCUUUCUCUUUCUGGAAACCGUUUGGAAGGUUCCAUUCCAAUUUCUUUAAAAAACUUGAGAAAUCUUACUCGUCUUUAUCUCGACCAGAACAAACUUUCUGGCUCUAUUCCUGAAGAGAUAGGAAACUUGACGCAUUUGAUGGUAAUAUAUUUGAGCUUGAACCAACUCCAUGGUGCUAUUCCAAGUUCAUUUUCCAAUUUGAGCAGUUUAGAAAUUUUAUCUCUUUUUCAAAAUAGACUUUCUGGUCCCAUUCCACAAGGAAUUGGGGAUUCCAUGAACUUAACGUCAUUGCUACUUGGUGGAAACCAAUUUACUGGUUAUUUGCCUGAAAAUAUUUGUCGUUCUGGACUACUUCAAAACUUUUCUGUAGAAAACAACUAUUUCACUGGUCGUGUUCCCCAAAGCUUGAAAAACUGUAGGAGCUUGGUAAGAGUCCGCAUGAAUGGAAACCAACUUGUUGGAGAUAUAUCUAAGGACUUUGGUGUCUAUCCAAACUUGCAAUUCAUAGAUCUAAGCCACAAUUACUUUCAUGGAAAGAUUUCAAGUAAUUGGGGACAAUGUCCAAAGUUAGGAACCCUACAGAUGAGGGGGAAUAAUAUUACUGGUGGCAUACCACUCGAUAUUGGGAAUUCGACUCAACUGCAUGUACUUGAUCUUUCUUUAAAUCACAUACUUGGGGCGAUUCCAAAAGAACUUGGAAAACUAACUUCUCUAGAGAAAUUGUGGUUGAAUGGCAAUCAACUCUCUAGUGCUCUACCUUCAGAAUUUGAAUCACUGACCAAUCUUGAAUUUCUCGAUGUGUCCUCAAACAAGUUGACCGACCCAAUUCCACAUAUUCUUGGGAACCUACCAAAAUUGCACAACUUGAAUUUAAGCCAUAACAAUUUUAGCGAAGGGAUUCCAAAACCACUCAUGAGCUUAAUUCAUCUAUCUGUACUAGAUUUAAGCUGUAACUCUUUAAGUGGAGAGAUACCAUCAGAAAUCAUCAAAAUGCAGAGUUUGGAGGAUCUGAACCUCUCUCAUAAUUAUCUUUCCGGUUUCAUUACUACGGCCUUUGAACAAAUGCAUGGCUUGUUGCAUGUUGACGUAUCCUACAAUGAGUUGCAGGGUCCCAUUCCCAAUAGCAAAGCAUUUGUACAGGCUCCCAUGGAAGACUUGCAAGGGAAUAAGGGAUUGUGCGGGAAUGGUAGAGGGCUACGACCAUGCAAACAUAUCUCAGAAAGGUCGCACAAAGGAGUGCUUGUAGUAAUUUUCCCUGUCGUUGGAUCACUAUUAUUUCUUCUUAUAACCUUCUUCGGAAUUCUUCUCGUUUUACAAAGAAGAAAGAAAGAUCUACAAUCGAAAGAAAGCAACAAGCAUAAUGGAGGACUACUUUCGGUAUUAAGUACUUUCGAUGGAAGAAAGAUGUAUGAAGAAAUCGAAAAAGCAACUGAAGGUUUUAAUGACAUAUAUUGCAUUGGAAAUGGAGGAUGCGGAGUCGUCUAUAAAGCAAACUUGCCAUCUGGUGAGAUAGUAGCAGUGAAGAAACUCAACCCACAACCUGAUGGUGAUCAGAAAAUAAUCCAAAAACAGUUCUUAAAUGAGAUAAGGGCAUUAACCGAAAUACGACAUCGAAACAUCGUCAAACUUCAUGGAUACUGUUCACAUAUUCAACAUUCUCUUUUGGUUUACGAGUACCUCGAAUGUGGUAGUUUGAGAACAAUUAUGGAGAACGAAGAGGCUGCUAAAGAAUUAGAUUGGCAUAAGAGGUUGAAUAUUGUUAAAGGAGUGGCUCAUGCCUUGUCUUACAUGCACCAUGACUCCUCACCACCAAUAAUUCAUCGGGACAUAAAAAGUAGCAACAUCUUGAUAGAUUCUCAACAUGAGGCUCGUGUUUCAGACUUCGGCACAGCUAAGCUUCUUGAGCUAAACUCAUCCAAUUGGACAUCCUUUGCAGGCACAUAUGGAUAUAUAGCACCAGAGCUUGCUUAUACAAUGAAGGUGUCUGAGAAAUGUGAUGUAUAUAGCUUUGGGGUGUUGUCAUUGGAAGUCAUAAAAGGAAAGCAUCCAGGUGAUUCCAUCUCCUCACUUUCAUCUCCAUCAACUAAUGAAAAUAUACACCCGAAGGAUGUUUUGGACCAGCGCCUUCCAUUUCCAGAACGUCAAAUUUUGGAUGAUCUUGUAGUUGUUGUAAACCUUGCAACUGAGUGCUUGAAUGCUGACCCACAAUCUAGGCCUACUAUGCUCAUAAUUUCUCAAGUUUUAUCUUCCAAAACUUCACGGUCCUAGAGACGACUUUUUUUUUCUUCAGUUGCAGAAGGAAAGUCAUGCGUACUGUGCCAUAAGAGUAUUAAUGGCAUAGAGAUUUUUUGUUUCAUUGCAAGUAGAUCUAGAUGUUCUAUUUUUAAAGAGCACUCUUUUCUUAGACAAACCAGAAGGUUUGUUAUGAGAGAGUUUAUAGAAGUUAAAACAAUACCUAUCACAAAGAAAUUUGUGUAUAGGGGUGCCCCAGAGUAGAUAUGUAGUUUGGUUUGUAGUCUGGGUUUUUUUUUAUUUUAAUA
Juglans regia (Persian walnut) is the source of this 3236-nucleotide messenger RNA. Its product is annotated as MDIS1-interacting receptor like kinase 2-like. The coding region runs from base 28 to 2964 and encodes 978 amino acids. Lineage: Eukaryota; Viridiplantae; Streptophyta; Magnoliopsida; Fagales; Juglandaceae. The transcript has 2 exons. The record is from RefSeq and is a predicted model, not a curated record. Gene Ontology annotation, biological process: protein phosphorylation. Gene Ontology annotation, molecular function: ATP binding; protein binding; protein kinase activity.